Gastrolobium bilobum is the source of this 1014-nucleotide messenger RNA. Its product is annotated as protein IRX15-LIKE-like. NCBI's taxonomy places the organism in Eukaryota, Viridiplantae, Streptophyta, Magnoliopsida, Fabales, Fabaceae. Gene Ontology annotation, biological process: xylan biosynthetic process. The record is from RefSeq and is a predicted model, not a curated record. Bases 1 to 981 code for a protein of 326 amino acids. The transcript has a single exon.
AUGAAGAGCAACUCUAACACCAAGCUUAUCCUCUUCCACCCUUCCCUUCACAAACAAACCUUAGCAACAGGUGGUGGAGCAAUACUACCAUCUCAUCGUCUCUGGCUCUUUUUUUCCCUCACUUUCUUCACCUUACUCUUCACUUUAACCCUCAUCAACACCAUCAUCCCUUCCCUCGGAACAACCUCCGCCGCCACCGCCUCCUCCGCCUCUCCUCUCCCACCCUCCGUCACCAAAGCCCUCCUCCACUACGCCUCCUCCUCCAACGCCACCGCCAAAUCCAUGUCUUCCGCCGAGAUCAACGCCAUCGCAACCGUUCUCCUCCGCAACCCACACCCAAACUUCCUCAUCUUCGGUCUCACCCACGAGUCCCUGCUCUGGUUCGCACUGAAUCACCUGGGGCGCACGGUGUUCCUCGACGAAAACGAAUACAUCAUUUCCAAAUUCGAACAAUCUAACCCUGGUGUCGAAGCCUACGAUGUUCAGUUCACGACCAAAGUUAGCGAGUACCCUCAAUUGCUUUCACAUGCCAAAGCACAUUCCAAGAACGAUUGCAGGCCCGUUCAGAAUCUCUUGUUCUCCGAAUGCAAGCUCGGAAUCAACGAUUUGCCGAACCAUAUAUACCAAAUCCCUUGGGACGUUAUUCUAGUUGAUGGGCCGCGCGGGUAUUUUCCGGCGGCUCCGGGGAGGAUGUCGGCGAUCUUCACCGCCGCCGUGCUGGCCCGGAGCAAGAAAACCGGGGGCGGAAAAGCCAGCAAGACCCAUGUUUUCGUGCAUGAUUUCGGGAGAGAGGUGGAGAGGAUUUUCAGCAAUGAGUUUCUGUGCCAAGAGAAUUUGGUCCACAAGGUGAAUUCGUUGGGGCAUUUCGUGUUGGAUAGUGAAAUUAACGGAGAAAGCUCUGAGUUUUGCAGAAAUUCGAACUCGCCGUUAUCUUUGUCGUCAUUGCCGUCAUCAAAGGAUGUCGGCGAAGAAGAUGAUUAAGGAAUUACCGUGGAGUUUCACAUCAUGUGUAAA